GGAUCUCACCCAAUAGCCAUCAUCAUGAACACCGCCGCCACCACCACCGAUUAUGUCUGCUGUUCUACCUACCCCCAACGAACCUAUUAUAAGUAGAGCUACCACGGCGUGUGAGGGGGAGGCAGUUAUCAUCCUUCUUAUGACCUUGCUCUGCGGGUACAAGAUCGCACCUUGUACUUGUACUCUGGACAUUGCAAUGACGGCGAUGACAAUGACUACGCCUGCCCCUGCUUCUCAUCAGGCAGCAGUAUCAUUUUUGCAAAGCGCGAAACUUGAAUUUGAACAGCAUCGGGCUAAGAAAACGGACCCGGCCCAUGAGAACUGUUUCGGGGACGAAAGUUUUCGCCUCACCUGUUCUACCUUUACAAAGGAUAUAGUUGGCUGGAGAAUUACCGGCGACCUUCGCGCGACCUCAUUGCUCCUCCAGGAUACUGUUUGUCGCCUGCUUAACGAAAAACGAUCGCAUUGGAUAACUUGUCGUCCCAAAACCCAAUCAACCCUUUUUUGUGAUACUGGCUAUGCUAUCGAAUGCUUUCUCAUCGGCCCUAACCAAUCCCAUGCCUCACCCCAUGUAACCAUACACUCGGCGCAAAAAUGGGUGGCCACAGAACUCCGCAGAGCUAUCAUAGAUAGCAACAUUCUGAAAAAUUUUGCCCGCUGGGGUUGCAUCAAGCUUCCACAUCAUAUAAAACCUACAUGCUACACCACCAGGGGCAUGAACUUCUCACCUGGCAGUGAUUUUCGUUGCCAUGAUUAUGAAGUCCGCAUCUGUGGCCGUAAAAUUCCAACCUAUCUAGAUGGAACGUUUGUGGAGAUAUGGAAGGGUGGUUCCUGUCUCAGUGCUGCCACUGUGGGUGGCCUCAUCGUCGUCGGAAAUCGAACACUUGCUUUGACCGUCGCACAUGUUUUCUAUCCUAGCAAGCCAGCCUUGCCGAUCGAAUCAUUUGAUAUUGAUGAAUCCGAAUUCGAAUUUUUGACGUCAGAAGUUUCAGAAUAUGGGGAUGGUAUUAGUGACUUCGCCGAUACAAUCCGCAACCCGAGCCCACCUCCCCGUGAAACGGCACAUCGCACUAUGCGUCAUGUCAGGACGGGAGGGGUUAUGGCGAAAUUGUCUGAAAGCCGAAUCACCGUCGGUCGCUUGGAAUACAUUUCUAGCAUUUACGAUGCUCAAAGUCAGACUCAUGGUGGACUGGACUGGGCUCUACUUGCCAUCACACAUCCCGAUAUUAUCAUGAGAAAUAGAUCUCAUUAUUGGAACGUGGGGCGCGAAUGUUUAUUGGCGGAGAACCAGAUCCAAAUUUUCACUGCAUCAGCGAUCAUAACUGCUGAGACAGUUUCAAAUGCUGUUUUUGGUCUAUCAUCAGACACUUUCGCUCAGCCCGUCCUCGUUGCCAAUGAUGGGUCAUCGAUUCCAGGUGAUUCAGGAUCUUGGGUCUUUGGGGUUAGUGAUCAUCAGCCGGUGGGUAUGCUCAUCGGUAACUGCGAUACUUUGAACCAAUGCUAUUUUCUCAGCAUGGAACACAUCAUGUCUGAUAUCAAAGCACAAAUCAAACUUCCUGUCAAACAUGCACCGAUUGGAGCCCUCGAUGUAGUAGAGCAACAAAAAUUUUCGGACUUCGUGAACCGCAUGAAACGUCGUGGUGUUGAUGGAGAUGGCAACGAAACCUACUAUAUUACUACGUCGACGCUAAAACAAUAUUGGUCACAGGAGCGCGUCUGGGAACUCAUUACUUACUUUGAUCAAUGGAGCUGCUUAUCCUAUGAAUACUUCUCUGAGAAGUACAUACGUCUAUUCUCUAUCCUAUCGUUUAUCCAACAACCUGACGCGUUUCUUUGGCUCUUCGAAAACAAGGUCGACGAUACUUUCCUCCCCUGCACAGACAUGAAGAUGCUCUGUACCUAUAAUGACGCAUUCUUGGAUAGCUUUGAAGAGAACCAGUGGCUAUUCUGUCCUCAGGACUUUGAUGAGUCACUUUUCAAGCAAAAGUUUGUGCAUCCUAAAACUAUACUUCCAAUUGUAAGGGAGAUAGUGCUACACUUGAGUGGGAAUGGGAGAACUUUUGCGAGAGUACUUAUCGAUAGGGAAUGCAACUUAGUGAUGCCUACUGAACACUUCCUUUUCAAAACAUAUUACACUCAACCCACAGAAGUAGACUGCGGUGGGCUCAACAGACCAGGAGACUUUCGAGACACAAGCACCUAUCGUGAUUGGGAAGAAGAGACCCUGGCAUUUGAAGCUCUACAAAUAUGCGCCGGGACUGAAUAUGUAAUCAACUAUUACGGAUCGUUCGUUCAGCAUAACAAAGCCACAAUUAUCUUGGAAGACACGGGUACCUCCUUAGAGGAAUUUCUACAACAAAAUGAGCCACCUGAGGAUGCUUUUAACAUGGCACAGUUCUGGGUCAGCUUAUUUAAAUCACUGAUAGGGCUUGAGGCAAUCCAGAACUUGCCAAGGGCUCACGACCUACGCGAAAGGGCCGCAAACCGAAUUUGCAACCUAAUGCGCAAUGACGAACCCUGUACGCGAUCGUCCGCUCUAAAAAUAAUGGUGUGCCCUGUUAUUGAAGGUGUAAGAAAGCAGCCCAUGUUCAAGUUGCUGGAGUUUGCCCCAAUUCUCGAGGCCUGUGAAUGCCAUAAGUCUCGGCCUCCUCUCCCCUGGAAAUCAUCGCCCAUGCGUAUAAUUGAGGAAAAGUUGAGGUAUCCAUCUCUAAACCAUGUUGAUAUGUGGGCAUUUGGAAGCGCUGUUUCUCAGUGUGCGGUUUGGAUGCUCUCUAACGUGGACGGUCGAUCCAUUACCGGGCUUAACAGGGGACUGGUCGGUGCUUUGGUAGGCCGUGAAGAGGCAGACAACGCCCAAUUAGAUGCGAUAUAUCAAGAAUGGCGGGCAUACCUGCGUUCUAACACAACCACUGGAUUCGUGGCUCGCUUUAUCCUCCACCAUAUACUGCGGGGAAAUUCCGAGAGCGCGAGGCAGUUACUUAGUGAGUUUCGUGCGGAAAUUCCAUGGAACUGGGAUAAGAAUAGGUUUGGAAGCUCGGAAAGUAUAGAAAAUAUGAUGGAGUUACCGAGCGUAUUCGCGCAAGCUAUUGACGGCCUAAAGCAAGAAGAUAUAAGGCUACGAGCUUUGCUUACGGAAGACCGCUUACAGCCAUUGUUAAUUCAAGCAGACUCUGAGCGCUUCAGGCACGCUUCCUCACCUAACAUCUCAGGAAAAGCCUCUUCAGCUGGUUCGGGAAAUGCAAUACUUGCCGAUGAUUUCUCACCUAUCAUCUUAGAUGAGAUCCCCUCUGAGGCUGAUACAGAAAACUCUAAUAUCACGUCCUUACUCGAUAAUCACUUACUGGAUAAUCUCGGAAAAAGACCUGUUGAAAUCAUCAGUCGACGCGGCCUUUCUCCUAAAACUGGUCCUCAGGUGACGGUGAUAGAUAUCAAAAAUUGGAUUCGCGGUGCGCAGAAGGAACCUAUUCUGCGCAGCGUCCCCAGACUUCCCAGACCUCUUUUGGAAGGUAGAUUGGAUGCCCUACGUCAACGGCGUCACGUAUUCCUCGUUGACGAAACCCCCGCGAUGAAAAGAAAAUGGAAAGAUAUAGCCCUUUUUGCUGAAAUUCUGGAGACCGAUUUCCUGGAAGUUAUUGGGAUACCCGUAGAGCUUUACUUCACAUCGGAACCUAUCAUUGGACAUCACAGAAAUGUGAAUUUAAGGCUGGAUGAUAUCAUCAGGGCACACAUCGCUGAUGGUACCUCAUCGAUAAACGAGAGCCUUGAGAUAUUUGUAGACCGAAUAACGACAAAAACCAUGAGCACAGUAGACCCCUCGGCCACCUGGUCAGGACAGCCGAUCACUAUCUACAUCCUUACAAGCGGCAUUUGGGAGUCAUCUGUUCGAGAGAUUUUUGGAAAUUGCCCGUAUGAGGUAGAUAAAGUCAUGAAGAGGCUGGUAUCUGAGCUUAAAGGCCUGAGAGUGUUAGGAAACUUUGUCUCUAUUCAAUUCAUUAGGAUCGGAGGCAGCAACGUCGGGAAAGAUAGGUUUGACUACUUGAGGACUGCUUUAGAGAUGUAGACGGUUCAUAUACCAAUUGUAUAUAUUAUAGGUAACGCCUAUCCAGUCAGCGGCGCCUUCAGGUUUCGAUACCACUUUCACUUGUCGUUAGGAUAUUUCCAGUGCACUCAGAGUUGCAUCACUAAAGCUAGAACGUUCAUUCAGCCCUUCCAUACGGACAAUUGCGCAAUGAUUCUUUCCAGUACUAGGAGGCUGCUUCCUAAGGUGGCCAAACUAACUUGAGCAGUUUACGGUAACCUUCUAAGGAGCUGGUAGCUAAUCGACUAGAUAUUUUGCAUAUAAUGAGUGAGCCCUGUGUCGUUGACACGUAAGCGAACAUCAGUUCUGCAUAUCAUC
Xylaria bambusicola is the source of this 4396-nucleotide messenger RNA. RefSeq lists its product as uncharacterized. The transcript has 2 exons. The record is from RefSeq and is a predicted model, not a curated record. The coding region runs from base 53 to 4060 and encodes 1335 amino acids. NCBI's taxonomy places the organism in Eukaryota, Fungi, Ascomycota, Sordariomycetes, Xylariales, Xylariaceae.